Botrytis fragariae is the source of this 1398-nucleotide messenger RNA. RefSeq names its product putative amidohydrolase domain containing protein. Gene Ontology annotation, molecular function: hydrolase activity, acting on carbon-nitrogen (but not peptide) bonds. The record is from RefSeq and is a predicted model, not a curated record. NCBI's taxonomy places the organism in Eukaryota, Fungi, Ascomycota, Leotiomycetes, Helotiales, Sclerotiniaceae. The coding region runs from base 1 to 1398 and encodes 465 amino acids. The transcript has 2 exons.
AUGACGAAGAAAUAUCCUACUCACGGGUCUACUCUGUCUGAUUCCACAUCUAUUUUGGCGUCACAAUCUGCCACAGCCAACUCUCUCAAAAUCGCAAAAUUAAUACCCUUCAACUCUUCUUUCUCUUCUGACCACGAGUAUUGGAUUCACACUACUACCCUAUUCAACAGUCGCACCAAGACUUUCGAUAAAAAUGUUUCUCUUCAAGUAAACACAAAGACAGGCCUAAUAACGAGAGUUAGCACGCGAGAAAACUCAUCAAUUUCUUCUUCACUCGGAGAUAAUGAUAUCGACCUCCGAGGAAAAACCGUUCUACCAGGUUUUGUAGACGUACACACUCAUGUCUUCCUCCACCGUGUAGAUGAGGCUGGUUCACCAUAUUUGAAUCAAGAACGAGACGAAUCUCUCAUUUCCCGCGCCAUUCGUGCCACGACCAAUUGUCGUCUAGCUCUCCUAGCCGGAUAUACCACGUACCGCGACCUCGGACUGAAGGAUGCUAUAAUGCCGAUAUUGGUUGGAAGCUAUGAGAUUCGCCAAGAGAAUAAGUUAGGGGGGACGGAGACUCCGCGUUUGAGCGACCCUUGUGAUGGGGUUGAAGGAUGCAGAGCAGGUGUGAGAAGAAGGAUUGGGGCUGGUGCUGAUGUCAUUAAAAUCUAUGCUGAGUAUCGGAGACGUGCGUUACGCUAUCCAGCAUCUACAUAUAAAGGUUCCGAAGACAUUCAAUUUCCUCCAUCUAGAAAUCGAGGAGAGGAUAUUUUUGGCCCCAGAGAGAAGUUGAGAAACCCAAACUCUCUUCUUUGGAGUCAAGAAGAAAUGAAUGUUAUGGUAGCUGAAGCUAAACGCGCUGGUGUGCCGGUGGCAAGCCAUGCCAGCUCAGAAGAGGCAGUAAUAAUGGCUGCUAAAGCAGGUGUCACGAGCGUAGAGCACGGACUCAUGCCCAGUGAAAAGGCAUUGGAAGUGAUGAAGGAAAUGGGUACAAUCUAUGUCCCUACACUCUCGGUCGUAGAAUUAGAGGCAAAUGAUGGAGGAAGAGCAAUUGCUAUUUGUAAAGAGCACGCAAAACGAGCUUGGGAGAUUGGAGUGAAACUAGCCACAGGAUGUGAUACAGGGCCAUUCCCCCAUGGAGAGAAUGCGAGAGAGAUGGAAUUAAUGGUUCAAGCUGGAAUCAAUGUGGCUGAUGUGUUGAGGGCUGCUACGCUAGGAGGAUGGGAAGCUUGCGGUGGAGAGUUGUGUGGGCAGGAUUUUGGAUGGUUGGGUGAGGACUGGAUUGCAGAUUUGGUGGCUCUAGGCGGAGAUCUGGAAAAAGAUGGAUUCGAAAAAGUUAUUAGAAACGUCAGCUGUGUUAUCAAGGACGGAAGACUGGUGGUAGCGGAUGGGAAGAUUGUUGGUUUUGUUUGA